CUGUUUGUUUGUUGUUAUUUUGUUCCUGGAUAUUAAACAGCCGGCCACACUGGCUCUUUCACAGACAUGCUGAUUAAAUGUUGUCUUUAUAAAUUAAUAAAUUAAAUGAAAUUAUUGGAUUUCUUUAAAUCCUCAAAUAUUAGUAUCAGACUCAAAAACGCAGUCUUAGUAAGAUAUCACUGAAAUCAGUGAAGUAUCUGUAAUUCAUUUUGGCGUAUGUUAUUCAGCUUCUUGAGAUCUUAUGUUGCAGUAACACUGAUGAUUGUUUGAUAUGUUUUUAAUUUAAAUAUCAAUAACAGAAAAGAUGUAAAAUACCGGUUGAGCAAACUGAGUUCUUCUGUUUGAUUUGAUCUUUUAUGUCAUCAAAGUGUAUUUCAUUUAAAACCUUCCUGCUGCUUGUGCAGCAUACGUGUGUGCUCUCUGUGUAUCUUUGGUCGUUUCUGUUUCAGCUUUCUGAAUGUUGGUUUCUUGCCGUCUGUAGUUCCGAUGCAGAAAACAUGGAGGAGCGUCAGAGAAGUGAGCGGACGGUCAGAGAGCCUCUGCAGGCCGUCGAUCCGGAGCAACACGAGCUGUCGGUCCGGAGGAAGCCGGCGUUAGUCAGAUCAAAGACCUUCGAUCACUCUCUGCUGACUCAGGUCCAGACGGACACGGACUCCAAGAUAGAGAGGAAGAAGUCUCACUACAGCCAGCUUUCAAAGAGCAACUGCCAGUACCAUAAAAUAUUCAAGGACAUCAGCAAAGAGGAACAGCUCACACAGAGUUACACCUGUGCUCUGCAGAAAGACAUCCUCUACCAGGGACGGAUGUUUGUCUCUGACCACUGGAUCGGCUUCCACUCCAAGGUGUUUGGAAAAGACACAAAGAUCGCCAUCCCAGUGAUGUCCGUCACGCACAUCAAGAAGACCAAAACCGCCAUCCUGCUGCCCAACGCCCUGGUGAUCGCCACCGCUAACGACAGGUACGUCUUCGUGUCCUUCAUGUCCAGAGACAACACCUACAAGUUCUUGAUGUCCAUCUGUCUUCAUCUGGAGGAGAAGAGUCCGUGCAGCAGCCCCGUCCCGUCCUCGGCUGCCAGCAGCUUCAGAAGUCAGAGGUCUCCUCUGCCGCCUUGCUGUCCUCUGAUAACGAGCGACCGGUCAAACUGUGCGUGUGUCCUGCAGAGCUUUCCCGCUGAUUUCUGUGACCUGGACGUCGCCGUGAGACAGAGGAGGCAGGAGAUGGAGGAGAGCAGCAGCUCGGACUCCGACAAGACAGCAGAGUUCCCUGUUCCUCCGUUUCUGGAUGCGUUGAAGCACACGAGCAGUGCAGCUCCGCCCGAGCAUCCAGACCUUCAGCACAAAGUGAAGAACCAGAACCAGAACCAGCACCAGCACCAGCAGAGCUCAGACAACAAGCAGCAGGACAAACACCACGCUGGAUCACAGCUGGUGAUCAACGGCCGGAUUCUGAGACCAGUUUCUCUCAACACUCUGCUGUUUGUCUACCUGUUACUAGUGUGUGUCCUGCUCUUGUCCUCUUGUUACUUGGCUCUUAAGAUCAUCUCAUUGGAGGAGAGGCUGACGACGCUCGGCUCCAUCACCGACUUCACCCACCAGGAACACGACUUUGUGACGAGGAGCGACGUGAACACGGAGCUCUUCUCUGAACUUCUGACCGUCAACCUGAUGAAGCUGGAGAAGGUCCGUCCGUCCGUCCGUCCGUCCCCGAGGUUUAUUUCAAGCAAAAAGGCUUUUCAAUCAGUUUACAAACAUUUCUGCAAAAAGUAAAAAGUCUGUAAAUAUCUAUCAAAUAUUCAGCUGCCAAAAUCCAUUCAUUGUCUAUUACCAAAGAAAUGAUAGUUGUUGUGUGACAUAACACCAUUAUGUCAGAGUAUCCGUUAAUCGCCUUUAUUUCCUACUUGAUGAACUCAUCUCCUCAGAUUAAACAGGACGCUGGUGCUCAGGAUGUUUCUCUUCGUGCGUGAGGAACAGAAACAGAACGUAACCGGCGUUAAUCAAACAUUUAUAGUCAGAGAUCCGUCGGUCUGUAAGGAGAGCUCGUCAUUAACGUUUCAGGCCGACACUCGUCUCCUCGCUGACAGACAGCAGCAGCUGACAGAAUGUCACCGACUAGUCCACCUCUAGAUCCUGAACCUGCUGCAAAUAUUACAGUUUAAAGAGUGGGCGCCUGGUCAAGCGGAGGUGAAGGUAGAAGCAUCACUGACAAUGCGGCCAGCAGCAGGUGAGACGGGCUCUUAUAAAUACUGAGGGUGUGAUUUGGGAAAUGAGGAACAGGUGAGCAGGUGGAUGUGGGAGUCUGGUGGGAAAGUCUGAGGCCCUCUGGUGGACGGAGGGAGGACGGCAAGUCUGGAGAGUUCCUUUGUAAUCCAUAAAUAUACAAGAUUAUAGAAAUAUUAGAAAUAAACUCAGUGGACCGGGACAAAUCACAUGUUCAGGAAAAGAAGAAGCAUUCUAUAGAUUAAUAUUUAUUAAUUUAAAUGUAUUUAUUUAUUCAUUUAUAACAUAAACACAACUAAUACUUUUAUGUCAUGGAGGAAUAGUUCAAUAUUUGUAUAUAAUGCUUAUGAGUGAGAUGGGAAGAUUGAUAUGUGUUUCGUACAGAUCUGGAGUCAGGGCGUGGUUAGCUUAGCUUAGCAUAAAGUGCCCCAAAAAAACACCUCUAACAAACACCUGGACCUCCUUUGUUUCUUUAUGUGCAAAUGAAAAUAAAUGAAAUAUGAAUAUAAAUAAUAAAUAAUGGUUGGACAUGAUGGUGUGGUGAGGUUGCAGGUUUGGAUCAUGCGUCUAUAUUUAGACGGUCUCCGAUUGGACUGUAGAUUUAGAUUCAUUUUUUAUUUAUUCCUGUUGUCCAAUAUCUGUACUUUACUUGCUAUAUGUUUGUUUUACUUCCAUUAUGACCGCUUAGAUAAUUAUGAUUUGGAAUAUUCCCUGAAAACGUGCAUUUCUGUUGUCUGGAAUAACGCUGUUGAUGCUGAUGAUGUUUCUGUGUUGUAUUUAAAAUCUAGAAAGAAAAUUUAUAUUUAAAAUAAACUGUAUUCCAUAGCUGGCACUAUAGCUGGACCUGCAGCACAGAAGUGCUGGGCGGAUGUAUACACUGCGGUUUGUCAAGAAAUAGUCCACAAGUUGUCUUUGAACAGAGCCAUGCUAACAGUUUCCCCCUGCUGCCAGUCUUUAUGCUAAGUUAGGCUAUUUACAUUACAGAAGCCUGUGAACUUUAAAAACAUACAUUAUCGAAAUAUAUCAUAGCAAUGUGCAUGUGGGCAUUUUUAGUAUUAUUGUUCAUUAUUAUUACGUCUGAUUAUCGUAUGUGUUUCUAUGCUAGGGUUUUUAGUAUUUAUAUACAUUUUAUUUCUUCUUUUAUUUUGCUCUAAUUUAACUUUUUUACUGUUUCACCACGAUCAAUUUUCUUAACUUUAUUUGAUGUGCAUUUUCUUCUCGUUCUCGUCUUGUCAAUCAUUUGUAAAGCACUUUGAAUUGCAUACUAUUUGUUUUAAAGGUGAUAUGUGAAUAACACUUGAUUGAUUGAUGUCAUACAGUAACAUUAACGCACCACGUCUGUCCUUUCAGGUGCAGAAGAACCUGCAGAGACUGCUGGACGAAGCUGCCUGAAUGUACUGGAGACCAGUAUAAUGUGCCGUUCACAGUUCUGUAAAUAUACUGUAAAUAUGUAGUUUAUUGUGGCAGAGGUUAUGAACUGAGAUGUGUUAAUGCAUUAACACAAAGGGCUUGAAAAUGAUACGCACAAACAAACCGUUAAAGAGCGCAGUGUUUCACCUGUAGCCACACCCCCGGCAGUGAUGUCACAGUGUACUGACACGCCCUGAGGUACACUUCUACAUCACUGGAGGUCAGCAAAAUCAAAAACAAAAAUACCAAACUCUCUGGUAUCAUUUUAAAUACAACAGUAUUACAAUAGUACUGCAUCUGCUUGAUGUAAAUGUAGUAGAAACAGCAGUAUUUUGAAGGCUCUGACAUCAGGUGAUCUCUUUAAGAAGGCAGUAACGCUACUUUAUAUUUUCCGCUCAUGUCGCUGUAUUUACUUUUAAACCGGUGAAGGUUUUUUGACCUCGGCUGUUCUUCGGUCACACUGAACUCACUUCUGGGGUCGAGGUUGUGUUCGCAGCACUAAACUGUAGUUCAGAAACAGACCCUUCUUUUUCGGAGCAUCCUUGAACACACCAUGGUCAGAAAGCAGAUUCAUUAAAUUCACUUUAAUGAUUAUUGUUUCCACCAUAUUGUUACUGACAGUGAAUGAUAUAUGAGAAGGAUGUUUAUUAUAGUGACUAUGUUUAUUAUCUCUAUGUGUUUGACAAUCAUCAGACAGUCCCAGCAGCCUGUACGGCCGCCUUCCACGGUGUCGUUCUUUAUUCGACCAGCGGAUGGCGCAGUAAUGUAAUUCUAAAACUCACAUAGUAGCUUUAAAACUUGUUGGCAGAACUUUUCCACUGUGAGCUUCACACAGCAGACUGUUACAGAGAAGUGAAUGACUGUGACUCUGUAAAUAUAGAAAUCAUACACACAUUUAAUGAUGUGAUUGUAUUUUCCUCUGACUGGGAAUAA
Messenger RNA from Anarrhichthys ocellatus (wolf-eel), 4559 nucleotides. It is a transcript of the gene gramd2b, whose product is annotated as GRAM domain containing 2B. The transcript is spliced from 12 exons. Bases 357 to 1766 code for a protein of 469 amino acids. NCBI's taxonomy places the organism in Eukaryota, Metazoa, Chordata, Actinopteri, Perciformes, Anarhichadidae. Gene Ontology annotation, cellular component: cytoplasmic microtubule. The record is from RefSeq and is a predicted model, not a curated record.